This is a messenger RNA of Tuber aestivum (summer truffle), 7663 nucleotides long. Lineage: Eukaryota; Fungi; Ascomycota; Pezizomycetes; Pezizales; Tuberaceae. The record is from the annotation of a GenBank genome assembly.
GGGACCCUACCGAUUCAUCCGUAGGGUAUUGUGCUUGCAAACUGGUCAGGUACAGUACGUUGAGAGUCAAGGGAGACAAGCGAUCGCUGACCCUUGAUGAGGCCCCUCAAACGGGGGCUAUCUCCAUGGUUUUUCUGGAAGGAAGAGUGUCGCCCGACUGGAGUGUUGUAACCGUGCCUAUGAAUUCUUCUGCGUCCUAAUCUGGCUCACCUUCCAUUCGCACCUGCGUACCGUACGUCUCAAACGCUUUCCUACGCCCCUUCGCUCGAAGCACGCGCAACCUUCCCCCCCCUGGCCAGUACGAGGGCGAGGCUUCUUGAUCUGCCACCCUCAUUUCCGCCGCCUCGAUACAUUUUGUCUAUUCCCCACCUACGGUACCAUGAGUUCACCGGCUCCGAACAAUGCGGCUUCCGUUCGGACAGCCUCCGGCAGCGCCGAUACAUGGCACACAAAGGUCAGCGCGAGAAGUAGUAGAAGCUCUAGGGAAGAACACAACCAGCUGCAUGUUGAGUACAUACUGGUUGCCGAAUUCUCGAUCGAUAAGGGUCCAACCAUGGAGCAUCAAUAUCCGAACGCUAUAAGCGGAGACGAGCAGUGAGUUUUUACCCGCCUUCCCUACCAACCCUUCCAAUACAUAUGAUACAUGCCGCUCCAAUCGCCACUAUCUCCAAGUCUCCCACUUAUCUCCUCAUUGUAUCGGAGAAAGAAAAGAAAAGAAAAGUGGGGGGGUUGUUGUUGCAUGACCUCAUCUGUGACAAUCAAUUCAACUUGAUUCAGGAAUUAAUUGGAUGCGCAAAACGGAGAGUUCUCGCGUGCUGACUGUGUGAGAAAGCAUGUUGGCCGAGCUCAUGCUGCCUGAUCAAGCUCAUGUUCGCUUUCAAGACUGGACGAUAUUUUUUCUGCAUAAAGAUGCUGAACAGAAUGAAGAUCAAAUGGACCCUACAGGCCAUGCACCGUUGAUCUAUGUGCUCAAUUUGGUGAAUACAAAACAUGACAAAGAAGCGAAGCGGUAUGUUUCCUAUUUUUUUCUAUGCCAUUUGGUGGACACCACAAGCUUACAGAUAAUGCUUGGUUCAAUAGAGGCGCAAAGGUGAAAGCUAUGGCUAUCUGCACACGCCAUUCGUUCCUGCAUAUUUACAAGGUGAUUAUAAUAAAGAAAUUGCAUAUCUAGCGAUAAUCAUUAACAAUAUGUUCACUAGCCAAUUCUUUUACUUGCGCUCGAAGAGUACUUCAAAUCACCAACUCUUGACACUCUGGCCGAGCUCUUUACUGCUGUAAAUAGUAUGGACCUUUCGCCAAUGCCACGUUUGUCAAUAUUCGAGCGUCAAGUCCUUGCUGCAAGUGAUAAGAAAGAAAUGUUUUCUGAAAAAUUUGACGAAAUGGCAAUGGUCUCACCAAAUGCUGCGAAUCAUCAAAUAAGGUCCCCAUCAGCCGCGGGCAUGAUUACGGCUAGUGAUCAGGAUGGCGAUUUAAGGCCGACUACAUAUAUCGAUCUGGCUCCUGGGAGAAACAAGGUUGUGAACGGAAAGAUCACUAUUAAUCGCGAUAGCCAUGAGUUUGAAACAAAAGUUGUUUAUAACGGCAUACCCGUGCCUAUAAGGGUUCCGGUAGCUGUUUUACCAGAGACCGUUGGUGAUGUAAGAGGGUCCUUUCUCCUACCCUUAACCACUGAUCAUUCAUGUGUGGUUUGAAUUGACCUCUCCAAGUUCUCGUUGAUACAACUCAUUACCACCUUUUCGAAUCCUCACUCCCACAACCCCCAGCCAUUCGCGCUUCACCCACAUCUCACAACGAAUGGUCCAUACACACAUCCCAUAAUGGUACUGGUCAACGGACUGCUCACACAAAAGAGGAUUGUGUUCCUUAGUCAUGGUCGCCCUUCCGGUGAUGUUGCGGAUCAUGUACUUGCCGCGUGUGCAUUGGCAUCGGGAGGAGUUCUUCGAGGAUUCACGCGUCAUGCUUUUCCUUAUACUGACCUCUCCAAAGUCGAUGAACUGCUUCAGGUUCCUGGUUUCAUUGCUGGUGUUACCAAUCCGACGUUUGCGAACCAUCCUGGUUGGUGGGAUAUUUUGUGCAAUAUUGAUACUGGUCGGGUGAAAAUUUCUCCAGAAAUUAAAAUGUCAGGGCAGUCUGACGGCGCUACUAUCUUUGGGAGUAUGACCAACAUGCAGGGGAAUAUUGACACUGGUGACAAUCAAUUUAUGGACGAUAUUUUGCAUUGCAUCUCGUCGAGGUUUGGCGAAAAGGCUGUGAGGGCCAGAUGGAGGGAUUGGGUUGUGAGAUUCACACGGAUGGCCGCUGCAUUCGAGGAGAUGGUUUACGGAGCCAGCGCUCUAUGGAUCGGUCAUGAAGAAAAUCAUGUCGUCCGUGGCCAUGGAUUCGUUUGGCCUGAUGAGCAAACCAAGAUUAGAGAUUUAACUGCCAACAUGGCCAGGAUCGAAGGGUGGCGAGGAAGCCGCAGUUACCACGCCUACGCUCAGGUGAGCUUCUGUCAACCCGCCUUUAUCUGAAUAUAUGGCACCUUCUAACUGGCGAGACUUGGAAGGAUGUUCAACAAUUCUAUAUGGCAAAACCAAUCAAAAUUCUGGAUUUGCACCACCAUAUGGAUCGACUAAGAACCCUGAGGAUGUCUCACGAGGACUCAGGGAAAAUAUAUACUGCGUUGAAAGAUUAUGUGGUCGAAUAUGAAGAAAUUAAUCAGGUAAACUCCGCUCCAAAAAGUUCAAUUGAAAAAGUGUCUGACAUCAUUAGCUGCUUUGCGUGAUUCCUGAGAACCAGGGCGGACUGUUUCCUGUCGCGGUGGGUCUAUUCCAUCCGGUCCAGAAAGUUCGGUUCGCGGUCGUGGAACUGCUGGAGAGAAUUAGCAUGCACAUGGUAACUAGGCCACCCCUUCAAAUUUUUGCGGUCAGUUAUAACUAGUCAUCAACUAUUUCAGGCUGGCCGGCAUUUCUUUAGCUCUUUAAACAAAUUCCAAAAACUCGCCUUCAUCCGUCUACAACAAGAAAAGGCGAACACGGUAGAGAGUCCAAAUACCGGUCUGACGAUGUCUGGACUUAGUAUCGGGGGAGCUGUGACCAAGUCAUAAUUAGAGUGAGAGAUUCGGUGGGUAAUUUGCCUUUUCUUGGUGGCCGCGAGUAAUGCAUCUAGCGGGAUUUCAAUUGCUCUUUCUCUUAAAUAUCAUCAUGGUCACGGAGGUCGUUGUUUGAAAUAAUGAUGAAAUUUAUUUCUCUUUGAUGCCCGGUGUUCUGCUGCCGUAGCGGUACACCUCCUUUACUCGGGUAGUUCACUGCAAUGAUUUGGCUGCUUGUAAAUGAUGUAGACACGGAAGAAAAUAGCGUUUUGGUUGCUUGGUUGGAGGGGGUUUCCGGGGGGGUGAUGUGGUGUCGUAUCCGAGACGCGAGAUCCUAUGAACCGGGACAGCAACCUCGAUUAAACGUGUGGUCACGUGUGAUGUUUUCCGUGUCAGACCCAUUAAUGGCUAGGUUAGUCCUUGGUGGGUGGUCAAAGCUUUGAUUGUAAUCUGGUCUGCUGCCCCACCAUCAGUUUUUCCUGACGCCAGCCAGCAAACCUGGAAAAAUUGCUUGAGGUCGGUAUCCGUCUAUCAACAUAACAAUCUCCCUCGACAGCAACAGAACCGACAGCUCAGAGAUCAACAUCGACCCCCUCUAGUAUAUUAUUAUCAUUUACUAUUUUUUUUUCUUUUCUGCCCUUCCUCACCCACCACCACCACCGCCGCCACCCUCUUUUAACGGUUGUGCUACCAAUCUCGAGCGUGCUUUCUUCCGCUGGGUCCACACACGAGAGCCGUUUAAGCGAAAAAGAAAAGUAUACACGGAAAAAGAAAAAUUGGGUACCCUUUCGUCACACCUUCGCUCAUCAACCUUGGAUCCCUCUUCCUUUCCUUCUUUCCUUCCUUCCUUUCCUUUUUUUAUUUUACUUAGAUCUGCAGUUUUCAACUCGGUUUGCCCCUCGACGCUCUGUUUUAUCGCAUCUUUUUGCGGGGAACCCCGAGCUAGUGAUCCGCGUCCGCCGGACUGCUUGCUAUCUGGCAAAGCGGAAGGUGGGGCAAGUUUUCGACCCGGAGAGCACAUUAGCUAUUCGUAUUAAGGGGUUUGCAUCCAUAGUAACGGGAGAAUGGACGCUCAGGUACGCACAUCUCUUCCCGAUAUAUUUUCUGAUUCUGAAGAUAAUGAAUUGGCUUCUAACGGUUUAUUGCAUCUAAAGGUAGAGAAUGCCGUCCAAAUUGCAUAUAAUCCUGGCGCGGAUCCGCAAAUCAAGAGACAGGUCUGUGUAGGCCCUAGAACCGUAUUGGAGCUCUGCUAGUGCACGGGUUAUGCUGACUCGAGAAUUGUAGGCUAUGACUUUUCUACAGCAGGUGAAGCAGUCACCGGAUGCCUGGCGGGUCUGUCUCCCUUUGUUCACACGAGAUCCACGGGCCGCCGAGAUCGUUCGCCACUUUUGCCUUGAUGUCCUGAAUAUCACCGUUCAACGCCGGUUCCAUCAAACGGACGACCAGAGUCUCGAUUACAUUCGAGAGACUCUGAUGGAUUACAUCAGACGGCUAUACAUUACAGGAUCUAACGCCCCUGACCCUCCCGGGAUUCAAAACAAGUUGACCCAAACCCUGACAUCACUCUUUGUGGGCAUGUAUACGACAACUUGGGGAGGCUUCUUCGAUGAUAUGCUUACUCUGACUUCUUCCUCUAGCGAGGCUAAUGCCCAGGGUAGCCGGGACAAUUACUUGGGCGUAGUGUUCUUCUUGCGCAUUGUGGCUAGUGUGCACGAAGAGGUUGCGGAUGUUCUCGUCCCGCACACUAUGGAGGAGGCCCAGAGAAAUACUCAAAUCAAGGAUGUUGCUCGUGAACGUGAUGUGAGAAAACUAGUGACGGCCUGGCAGGAAAUUCUGGCCCAGUGGAAUGGGAGUGAUAAAGGCAUUAUAGAGAUGUGCCUGAAAGUUAUUGGUCGAUGGGUUAGCUGGAUUGACAUAUCGCUGGUUGUCAAUGAAGUCUUACUCGGGAUGCUGUAUAACUUUAUACUCGGUGAAUCUAGAGUCAGGGACGCUGCCAUAGAGACUUUGGCCGAUAUUGUCGGGAAGAGAAUGAAGGGUACGGAUAAGCUAGAGCUAAUUGUCUUCCUAAAGCUUGGAGAGAUUGUGGAGACGUUGGUCAAUUCACCUGCAUUGCAAGCUCACGGGCAGCCAACAUAUGACAUUGAACUUGCUGAGGGUGUGGGCAAACUGGUUAACAAUGUGGCUGCCGAUAUUUUGAGAAUAUUGAAUGAUGUGAGUUGUUCCAUAAUCCUCUUUAUUCAUUGCCCCAUGUACUAAAGAUUGUCACAGGACUCCCUUGAUAUUCAAAUCAAACAACGAGCUGAGGAGCUUUUCCAGCCUUUUGUUCUAUUCCUCCUUCGCUUCUUUAGUGACGAAUGGGACGAUGUCUCGCAUGCCGUUUAUCCCUCUAUGCUCGACCUUCUUAGCUUUCUUAGAAAGGAAAAACGUACUACUGGAACCCUCUCACAUGCUCAUAAUCUUAUGCUAUCACCUAUACUCAAUGCGAUUGUAUUCAAAGCGAAAUAUGACGAAGAUACAACGUGGGGUGGUGAAGACGAUGACGAGGCCGAUGAGGCCGAGUUUCAAGCACUCCGAAAGCGAUUGAAGACUUUGCAAGACACUGUUGCCGCCAUUGACGAACAGCUCUAUAUCAAUACAUUAUCUAGCCUUAUCGGUACAACAUUUGAUAGAGUGGCGGAAGGUGGGGUUGCUGUUGAUUGGCGGGAGGUCGAUUUAGCAAUGUAUGAGAUGUUCCUCUUUGGAGAAUUGGCUAUGAGGAGUGGCGGAAUGUUCAACAAAGGGCAACCACAAGGGCCGGCAGCAGAAACUCUAAUAAGCCUAAUGGUCAAAAUGAUGAAUUCUGGUGGGACUCCUAGAGCUCAACCUUGCGAUGCUGGUAGUAAUGGCUUUAUAGGUAUCGCGGCCUCUUCACAUCCGGCCAUCAAACUUCGGUAUAUGGAAACAGUUGUGAGAUAUGCGGCAUUCUUUGAAGUUCAUACUACUUAUAUACCGAAAGCUCUUGAGAACUUUGUGGGGGGGGUGCAUGAUAACCAUGUACGUGUUCGAAACAGGUCCUGGUAUCUCUUCUUUCGAUUUGUCAAAACUCUUCGCCAGCACAUCGGUGAGGUCGCUCAAGAGGUGCUGGAGGCAAUCAGCGAUAUUCUCGUCAUACGGGCCGAGUUGCCGCAGGAUAUCGGAGAUAAUGAGAUGUCAUCAGACGAUGCUCAAAGUGAGGAUGUUACCUUUGAAAGCCAGUUACAUCUCUUUGAGGCAGUUGGCUGCCUCUCAUCCAUAAAAUCCAUCGCCCCUGAGAAGCAGGUGCUCUUCGUAACAACAGUCAUGACUCCGUUGUUUAGGAAUAUGGAGAGUAGCUUAGAGGCCGCAAAGAAGGGCGAUACCCGAUCGGUGUUGCAGGUUCAUCACAUCAUGAUGGCUUUAGGUACCUUGGCGAAAGGCUAUGCCGAUGGGACCCCCGGCCCCAGCGCCUCCACCCCUGCGCCCAACGAAUUAGUGGUUCGGGAGUUUGAAAAUGCCUCGGAAAUUAUUUUAGUGUCACUGGAAUCUCUCCGCAGUUACCAAAAUGUUCGGGAUGCUGCCAGACGUUCUUUCUCCAAAAUGGUAGUAAUUCUGGGGCCGAAGGCUUUGCCUACAUUGCCAAGGUGGCUUGAAGGGCUCCUGGCAGAAAAUUCAACAACUGAAGAGAUUUUAGUAUUCCUGAGACUUUUAAAACAAAUUGUUCAUGGAUUUAAGGUAUCUAUUCAUAAAUACUAGUGUAACGACUUUGAAAGGUGCUAACUUUAGGCAUAGUCAGAAUUUUAUGACAUUCUGAACUCUCUGCUUGCCGCACUUUUGGAAAAAGUAUAUGGCUCCCUAGGACGAGAAACAACUGGAACCGACGAUGAAAUACAAGCGGCGGAGUUGCGGAAAGAAUACCUCGACUUUCUACUUGUUAUUUUGAACAAUGACCUUGGGCUUGUGCUUGUCAGCGAAGGUACUGCUCGUGCGGGCUUUUAUUCUUCGUUCGCUAACUUAAUUUAGCCAACCAACCUAUCUUCGAACAGCUUAUAGGCACAGUUCAACAUUUUGCCAAAGAGGUUAACGACCUCCCGACUUCUAAACUCGCGUUUUCCGUUAUGGGAAAAAUGUCAAUUGUCUGGGGGCCCGCUACCGACUCCGAAAAGGAGCAAAUAAACGGCAGUUUGAAGGAGCAGCCACUUCCUGGGUUCGAGACGCUUAUGAUUGAGCGUUUCUCGUGCCUUUGCUGGGAGGUUCCAGCUAUGCCCGAUUUCCAUCCAAAGGAUGCUCAAGCAAAGAUGGUUCUUGGCGAGAUUGCCGCCCUACAGAACAUCCUUUACAGUAAACUUGGUGAAAACUUUAUUCAAUAUUUAGGAACCGUUUACUUUCCAUCUGUUAAUCUUCCUCAAGGCCCUGCCGAGGAGUACCUGGUAGCGCUCCGGCAGAUGGAAUUCAAACCCUUUAGGAGCUACUUUCAGGUGGGCAUUCAUGUGCAUGUACGUUACCAGGAAAUAAUUUUUACUAAUGUGCGGAAACCGCAGAAAUUUAUACAAGGAGUCAGUGGCAGAUAGUCAACUCCUCUUCCCCCUUGCUAUUUAA